Molecule: messenger RNA, 873 nt
Organism: Halichondria panicea
Lineage: Eukaryota; Metazoa; Porifera; Demospongiae; Suberitida; Halichondriidae
Exons: 4
Coding region: 52-711 (219 amino acids)
Source: RefSeq, a predicted model, not a curated record
UCUUAUGCAUGGCUAUCUAUACAGCAGAUCUCAGUACAAAACUGUGGCACGAUGGGAGCUCUUCUUAUGGUAAAGGCUGUAGCCAUACUUGCUGCAAUGUUCCAGCUACUUGCAUUUAAAAAUGCAGAAAGUGUUGAAUGUCCAGUAAUAGAUGCAACGUGGAGAAACUUCAGCACGCCCAACUGUAAUGGCUCCAACAUCACCAAUGAUUUCCUCAUUUGUUUACAACCGAGUGUUCAUCUUAAUGAAACCCAGUCAGCCUAUGGUGUCUGCAGGCUACCACUGCAUUUUAAUGGGAGAAUUGUGUCAGCAAUGUAUUGUCCUCCGACUAGUGCACAAAAUCAGAGUUGCGAAAUAAUUGGUAUACGAAGUAACAAUAGUUGCUACCAAGUAUCGAACUCAAAUAUUUUUUUUAGAACAUCAACUAUUAGAAGAGAAAUUGAGAUUUUUAUCGAAGACGUGAUUUUAAGUACAAGCCUAACUAUGAUUGAAUGCAUUGAAGAACAUUUUUCAUCAUCAGGAGAUACUCCAAUUCCUUUGGAUACAACAUCUGCUAUUAUCUAUGUAGAGCUAGAUGAUGACACAGGUGCAUCUACUGCCGAUUCUACUGCCGAUUCUACUGCCGAUUCUACUGCCGAUUCUACAUCAUCAUCUUUAACCUACCCUAUUAACUGGCUGUUAAUUAUUGGAGGUUUUUGUAUUGCUCUAUAGUUUUGUAAUUAUCUCUGGAAGAUUUCCGGAAAAGAGCCUCUCUCAAUAGUCUUUAACUGUUCUCAUACUUAAAGAGGCCCUGCAUGCGUGUCUCUGUGUAUACCUGCAAGUACCCUGCAUGUAUAUGUUCAGUUUUGUCCUAAUUGUUGUGAAGUUCUGUCA